AUGAUAGAGAGUCAUCUCCUUCCUCUGAGCCCCAGCUGCGCUUCCUGUGUGGUGGAUGUCAUUCUCCCUGUCCUGUGUGGGGUGGGGCUCUUCCUCCUGAUCCUCCCCUGGCUGCAGAGUAAGCCGGCCCCACCGCCGCCCAGGACCAAGGGGGUCGUCAGGAAGCCUGUGCCUCCUGUCUCCCACAGCCACCUGGGGAAGCUCUCCGACAAGGGCAGCUGUCUUCAGCUCCCAUGUGACGACCCCCCUGAUAAGGAGUCCAAACCAGUACCUUCUCCAGCCCAGUGGCCUUGUGGGGAGUGUGAAGAUGCUGCUGCUGCCACCUUGUCCCUGUCGGCUUCCUUGGACCCCCCAACUGAGGCCCCGCUGCCCCUGGCUUGUACCCCGUCCCCGGGCCCAAUAACCUCCCGAGUUUCUCUUGGUUCUGAAUCAAGUGCCCCUUGCUCACCGGAGCCAUUGCUCCCCCUAGAACACCUUUCACUCCAGGCACCUGGGCUUACUGCUCCCUCUCCAGGUCCUCCUGAUCUGCUGGCCUGUCCUCACCAUCCCCCAGACCUCAGCCUGGCUCUCCCUCAUUGUAGUUCAAAGAUUCUCCCACUGGGCUCCACCCCACAGAGCCCGUCUCCGCCCAACUGUUGGCUGACUUCUGCCAACGCAGGGAUCUCAGGCCUUGGUCACCCCAGCUGCCCCGUCUCUGCCCUUUCCUGGUGGAAGGUGGCAGCCAGAGCCUGGUGCCUCUCCACCUCGCCACACUGCAGGAGCCAGGAAGAGGGUCUUUCCCGCCACCCGCCAGAGGCCUCCUUCUGCAAAGACCUCACUCACAGGCAGCCCAAGGCUGGAGGUCCCCGUUUGAUCAACCCCAAUGUCCAGAAGCUGCUGGAGAUACUCGUCUCCAAGAGAGCAGAUGUGAACGUGUGGCAGGGGGAAGCCGAAAGAGAAGGAUCAGACCACCUCCUGGACUCCCUGGGGCUGAGGUUCAGGUCAUCAGGGGAGCAGCCGGAAAUUGUCAUCCUUCCUCCCUUCUGGGGCACGAGAGAGCGAGCAGAGCAGCUGCCUGGGCCUCCGCAGCUUCCUUAUCCCAAGGGCCAGGAGGACCACUUUGAGCAGAAAUGGAGCCAGCUCUUCUGGGGCCUCCCAGUCCUGCACAGCGAAUCCCUGGUGGCUACUGUCAGCGUCUCUGGUCCCCCCGUGGAGCUCUCCUCUAUCUUAUUCAACGGUCUCAAUAAUUCCUUUCCCUUACAAAUUCAGGCUAAAACACCUCCACAGCUCUUUCCCUCGCAGCUCGUGCUGCACCGCAUGAUCCCGCCCCCAAGUGUGACUCCAAACUUGCCCUGGUCCCAGCCCCCAUCUCUAGCCCAGAUCCAGCCCCAGCCUCUCAGCUCAUCCUCUCUCCAAAUCCCAUCAAGCUAUUCUUGCGACCAGAUCUGUGAGCCAUCUUUCCCUACAAGGAGAGAGGUUCAGUUUGUUAUCCCCACUGCUAUUCAACACCUGGAACAUCACCUUUUGAAGAAGCAACGGCAAAGUAGGAGGGCCUUACCCCAGCUGGUCAAAAAAUCCCACGAGAUCUUUAGCCAGUGCAUGCCCAACAGCUGGGCCUCCCAGGACCACAGGCCGGGUCUCGACCUCCUAGAGGAUUUUAUCAGCCCCGAGCUCCGGCAACAACUGGAGCAACAUCUUCAAACGAGGUUCACACAACACCUGUACAGACUUCCCCACAGGAUCCAACUGUCUCUGGGCCCGAUGCAGUCAUGGGACACAUUUCCUGGGACGAGUCAGGCAAAGGACGAGCUGGGGUCCUCCUGGCCCUCUGUGUUUGCACUUGAAAGCAACCAGAGUACACAGACAAUGGAGUCCAGGAGCCCUGCAAGGUUCCAGCUAGGGGAGGACUCAAGCAAGGAUGUGGGGCGUUGCCUGGGCAGGGUCCCCAGAGAUCCACCCAGGGGUUCCAGGAGCUCCCUAGCAAAGAUUCAAGGGGUGAGCUAUGAUGUGCAGUCGGGAAGAGACUCAGUGGACUCCUCGCGAAGUGACUCAGAGAGCGAUUCACUAAGGAGCCUGCACGAACAUCUAGACAACGUCCUGAGAGUCCAUUUGGGCAGGAAGUUGGAGGGAAUCAAGGCGAGCAGGGACCGUGGGGGUGCCGUGCCUAACUACAGACUGGGCUCCUACCACACCUCCGCCCCUCCUGAAGCCUCAGACGCUUACGCCGAAACCGGAAACCCAGCAUCUUCGAAGCACUGGGAGUCCUGUGAGAUCACCUCCCAGAUGUUCCUCAACCCAGGCACCCAAGGGGUACUAGAAGCACAUGUCAAAAGGCUGCAGGUGAGACACAGGUGGGCCCUCCCCCUCAAGGUUCUCAAGCCCAUCAAUCACUUUAAGUUGAAAAAGGCUCAGGCCCCGCCCCUUCCAUGGCCCACCGUACCCUCCUCAGCCACCUGCGGUUCUGAGGCCAACUUCCUGGAAGGACCUCAUCGGAAAGGCUCGGAAGAGACAGUGAUGACAAGAGAGCCAGUGCUCACCCUGAAGCGAGCUCUCCCCAUCCCCUGGCCUGCAUAUAAGAGAGCCCAGGGAGCCCUGGGGGUGACCCCAUCCUGGAACAUCUGUGCCCUCGCCAAGGUCCCUGGGGCUGGAGAGGCAGCCAGGCUGCAUUCUCAACCUCUCACUUCCAGCUCCACUGGCAGAACCUGGCACGGUGAAGCCGCCCUGGAGGCUGGGCAAGGUAGCCCGGAACAGAGACCAAGUUCAGCCGCGGCCAGAAAUGAGGCCCCAGGAGAGAGCGGGGUCCUGGCCUCCCCAGGCCCCUGCAGCAGCCCAUGGAUGCUGGAGUUCAACGGAGCAGCUCAAUGCCCGUGGGCUGGAGAGGUCAGUGAGGCAGUGAAGUUAGGGGAGCUCAAGUCCUCCACCUGGGAAGCCGGUGUGGCAGCAGACCCCCAAACCCUGUGUGGGAGUCUGAGUGUAGACUCUCUGGGAACCAGUAGAAGCCCCUCAGCCUCCAGUAUUUCUAUGGGACACAGGGAAGGAGCGCCGGACCUGAAGGCACAGGCUGUUGAUGAGAAGGCUCUCCAAGCGGAGGCAGAGUCGGAGAGCGAGUCUCUGGCGGCAGCAGGCCUCCUCCUCCAAGACCUGGCCCCCGAGAUGAUCCUCACCGCAGACAUCUUGGCGUUCCAGGCCUCUCGGGCUCGAUCCGGGAGUGUGUGCAGUAGCAGCACCUCCGCUUCGCGGGGGCUAAGUGACCUGCUGUGGAGGGCUGAGAGGAGCUGGGAGCAGCAGGGGCCAAGGAUCCCCAAAGCGAGGUUCCCGUGGGAGAGAGAGAGGAAGGUGUUCAGUCCCACCGACAAGCCGGACGUGUGCAGGAGGCUCAGACACAGGGAACAGGAAGAAAGGCUGGCAGGACAAAGGGCCCCCCAGGCCCCUGGGACGUGCCACCCCACCCAAGGCACGGAAUCGGUAGAGUCUCUGAGAAUCAAGACUUUGCUGCCCCUGCCCAACCAAACACCGCUGCCUCCGGCGAGCCGUCUGGGGGACAGGGUCAGGAACCUCCUGCGGCGGCUUUUCCCCAACAGAGGCAAAAGGCAGGAAGACGUCUGGCAAAGCGGAUCAGCCAUAAGCAGAAUGUCUAUGAGUGUUAAGGAGCCCGCGGGCACCGCCACACAGACCCCAGAGGAGAAAUUGGGGUUCCACCACGAACUUUCAGCCGCACAGGAAAAGUCAUACAAAGAGGAAUCCCAGGGCCCGGUGGAGAAAACCUGUCUUGCCUGCUACGUGCUCAUGACUCCUUCCUCUCGAGGUACCUGUUGCUUCCUAAUACACAUUGUUUUCUCAUCGCAGGUGGUGGCUCCUGUCUGUGCUGUGCAGGCCUACAGGGAAGGGGUUGGAGUUUCCUCUUCCUGA
Molecule: messenger RNA, 3888 nt
Organism: Lepus europaeus (European hare)
Lineage: Eukaryota; Metazoa; Chordata; Mammalia; Lagomorpha; Leporidae
Product: spermatogenesis-associated protein 31E1-like
Exons: 3
Coding region: 1-3888 (1295 amino acids)
Source: RefSeq, a predicted model, not a curated record